AUAAUUGCUUAGAUAGGCCCUUUCACGACCUCUCCGUUCCCUCUUCCGCUCCCUUUCUCCAGUUCUCCUUCUCUCGAGCCGCCGCAGCCGCGGCGAGGAGCCCUUUCCUCCAGUGAGAGUCCGCGGCCGCCUCUGGUUCGCCUCCUCCGCCGACGGUCUCUGGCCUUCUCGAAUCGCAGAGUUUCAUCAUGUUGAUUUCCAGCCCACAGAUUGAUAGUCAGAAAUUGAAAAGAUUAGGUGGAAAUCAGUUGUCUUUUACAGAAUGCCUAAGAUAAAGACAAGCCGAGUCAAAUAUCCAGAAGGAUGGGAGCUUAUUGAGCCUACCCUUCGUGAAUUAGAGGCAAAAAUGAGAGAAGCUGAAAACGAUCCACAUGAUGGAAAGAGAAAAUGUGAAGCCCUUUGGCCUAUCUUUAAAAUUGCGCAUCAGAAGAGCCGCUACAUUUAUGACCUAUACUAUCGCAGGAAGGAGAUAUCAAAAGAGUUGUAUGAAUUUUGCUUGGAUCAGGGCCAUGCAGACCGUAAUCUGAUAGCAAAAUGGAAAAAGCCAGGUUACGAGCGCCUUUGCUGCCUGCGGUGCAUGCAGACACGAGAUCACAACUUCGCGACUACUUGUGUCUGCAGGGUCCCCAAGCACCUGAGAGAAGAAAAAGUUAUAGAGUGUGUUCAUUGUGGCUGCAGGGGGUGUGCUAGUGGAGAUUGAUGAGUACUGUCAUCUGAGCAAAAGAAAAGUUAUGUCAGAUUUUUAUAUGUAACGACGUUGAAUCUGUAAACAAAAUGCAAAUGCGAUUAACUAUGUAUCAUUGCAAACUUGAGAAGAAUGUGUUAGUACUUGAAGCGUUUAUUUUUAAUUUAGGUAAUAUGUGGUCAUCCGUUUAUUGAACAAGGGAGUUUGGCAUGGACAUCAAUGUAGUUUUGGGAUCGAAAUGGUACAUUUCGCGGUAUGAUAAUUGCAAA
Messenger RNA from Elaeis guineensis (African oil palm), 954 nucleotides. RefSeq names its product protein BUD31 homolog 2. Gene Ontology annotation, cellular component: spliceosomal complex; nucleus. Lineage: Eukaryota; Viridiplantae; Streptophyta; Magnoliopsida; Arecales; Arecaceae. Gene Ontology annotation, biological process: mRNA splicing, via spliceosome. The record is from RefSeq and is a predicted model, not a curated record.